Messenger RNA from Geodia barretti, 1278 nucleotides. NCBI's taxonomy places the organism in Eukaryota, Metazoa, Porifera, Demospongiae, Tetractinellida, Geodiidae. The record is from the annotation of a GenBank genome assembly.
AUGCGCACCGCUGACCGGGCGCGCAGAGUGGUGGUCACUGGCGUCGGCAUGGUGUCGCCGCUGGCAAACGGCGUCCGCCUGAGCUGGGAGCGGCUCAUCGCAGGCCGCUCGGGCAUCGCGCAAAUCCAGGGAUUCGAUCCCAGCGACCUGCCGGUCAAGAUCGCGGGCGAGAUCCCGUCCGGCGACGAUGCGGGCGCGUUCCGCCCGGCCGACAUCGUGCCGACCAAGGACCUGCGCAAGAUGGACGACUUCAUCGUCUAUGCGCUUUGUGCUGCGGUGGAAGCGGUCGAGGAUUCCGGGUGGACGCCCGAGGACGAAGAGAGCCUGGAGCGGACCGGCGUGAUGAUCGGCUCCGGGAUCGGCGGCCUCAAGACCAUCGAGGCGGCGACCAUCCUCGUCUCCCAGAAGGGCUACAGGCGGCUCAGCCCGUUCUUCAUCCCGUCGAGCCUGAUCAAUCUGGCGUCGGGGCACGUGUCGAUCCGUUACGGAUUUCGCGGGCCCAAUCAUUCGGUGGUGACCGCGUGCUCGACCGGGGCGCAUGCGAUCGGCGAUGCAACGCACUUCAUUCUGCGCGGCGAUGCGGAUGUCAUGGUCGCCGGCGGCGCGGAGGCAGGGGUCUGCCAUCUCGGAGUCGCCGGCUUUCGCCGCGGCCCGCGCGCUCUCCACCAAUUUCAACGAUACGCCGGAGCGCGCAUCCCGCCCGUGGGACGAGGCGCGCGACGGGUUCGUGAUGGGCGAGGGCGCCGGCGUCGUGGUGCUGGAAGAGUACGAGCACGCGAAGGCGCGGGACGCCACGAUCUAUGCCGAGAUCAUCGGCUACGGCAUGAGCGGCGAUGCCCACCACGUGACCGCGCCGGCGCCGGACGGCUCGGGCGGCUACCGCUCCAUGGCGCACGCGCUCAGGACCGCAGAGCUCAACACCGACGAAAUCGACUACAUCAACGCGCACGGGACCUCGACGCCGCUCGGCGACGAAAUCGAGCUGGGCGCCGUCAAGCGCCUCUUCGGCGAAGACGCCGGUCAGCUCUCGAUGUCGUCGACCAAGUCGUCCACCGGGCAUCUGCUCGGCGCGGCGGGCAGCGUGGAGCUGAUCUUCUCCAUCCUCGCCCAUCAACCACGGCGUGGUCCCGCCGACGCUCAAUCUCGAUAAUCCCUCGCCGGGCUGCGAUCUCAAUCUCGUCCCGCACGAGGCUCAGGAGCGCAAGGUCGAGCGCGCGCUGUCCAACUCCUUCGGAUUCGGCGGCACCAACGCCUCGGUCAUCGUGUAGGCCCUCCUAG